This is a messenger RNA of Pyricularia pennisetigena, 2244 nucleotides long. RefSeq lists its product as uncharacterized. The transcript is spliced from 5 exons. Lineage: Eukaryota; Fungi; Ascomycota; Sordariomycetes; Magnaporthales; Pyriculariaceae. The record is from RefSeq and is a predicted model, not a curated record. Gene Ontology annotation, molecular function: dolichyl-diphosphooligosaccharide-protein glycotransferase activity. Bases 1 to 2244 code for a protein of 747 amino acids. Gene Ontology annotation, cellular component: membrane. Gene Ontology annotation, biological process: post-translational protein modification.
AUGUCGGCUGCUUCGUUAAGUAUUUUUGGUAGCAAGGGCGAGAGCACCCGGACUCUCCUCCGAGUUAUCAUUCUUUUCUUGAUCGCUGGUGCAGCCAUCUCCAGCCGACUUUUCUCUGUGAUCCGCUUUGAGAGUAUUAUCCACGAAUUUGAUCCUUGGUUCAACUUUAGGGCUACAAAAUACCUGGUUGCCAAUGGCUUCUACAACUUUUGGGACUGGUUCGAUGACCGGACCUGGCACCCGCUGGGCCGUGUCACCGGCGGUACCCUUUAUCCCGGCCUGAUGGUUACCAGUGGCGCGAUCUACCACGCACUUCGAGCUCUUACCGUUCCCGUCGACAUCCGGAAUGUCUGCGUGAUGCUUGCGCCCGUCUUCUCGGGCCUGACAGCCUUCUCGGCCUAUCUUCUGACCAACGAGAUGACCACAAGCUCAUCUGCUGGUCUGCUGGCAGCCGCCUUUAUGGGAAUUGCUCCCGGUUACAUCUCACGAUCCGUGGCCGGUAGCUACGACAACGAGGCCAUUGCCAUUUUCCUGCUCGUCUUUACAUUCUACCUCUGGAUCAAGGCCCUGAAGCUUGGGUCUAUGCUAUGGGGUGCUCUCUGUGCCCUCUUCUACGGCUACAUGGUCGCGUCGUGGGGUGGUUAUGCGUUCAUCACUUGUUUGCUGCCUCUCCAUUCGUUCGUUCUCAUCUGCAUGGGACGGUUUAGCACCCGCCUGUACAUUGCAUACAACACUUGGUAUGCGCUGGGAACAUUGGCUAGCAUGCAAAUCCCGUUUGUUGGUUUCUUGCCAAUCAAGACAAGCGAGCACAUGCCUGCAUUGGGAAUCUUCGGUUUUAUGCAGCUUAUGGGCUUCCUCGACUAUGUUCGGUCCGCGAUUCCCGGUCGCCAGUUCCGUACCUUUUUGGUGCUGUUCUCCGCUGCCAUCUUUGUCGUUGGCCUUUCGGUGCUGGCGCUUGCGACGAGCGCUGGCUACGUCGCCCCCUGGAGUGGUCGUUUCUACUCGCUCUGGGACACUGGCUAUGCCAAGAUCCACAUUCCCAUUAUAGCAUCCGUCUCUGAGCAUCAGCCCACCGCCUGGCCGGCCUUCUUCUUUGACCUCAACUUCCUCAUCUGGCUGUUCCCUGCAGGUGUAUAUCUGUGCUUCCAGAACCUCCGCGACGAGCACGUCUUCAUUGUUGUCUACGCGGUGUUUGGCAGCUACUUCGCUGGAGUCAUGGUCCGUCUGAUGCUCACGUUGACCCCCGUUGUGUGUGUUGCGGCCGCCAUCGCAGCCUCCUCGAUUCUCGACUCAUUUGUGUCGCUCAAGUCGCCCAACCCAGCCUCCGAAGAUGCCGAGACAUCCAAAGACGCUGCCUCGAAGAAGGCUGUCAAGGGUGGACUGCGGUCUACCAACAAGCCAAUCGUUGGUGUCUACACCAACCUCUCCAAGGGCUUGGUAACAAUGGCCAUGACCAUCUACCUGCUGAUCUUCGUCCUCCACUGUACCUGGGUCACGUCCAACGCCUACUCGUCACCAUCGGUUGUUCUGGCUAGCAGGCUUCCGGAUGGCUCUCAGCACAUUAUCGAUGACUAUCGUGAGGCGUACCAGUGGCUCCGCCAAAACACCAAGGAAGACGCCAAGAUCAUGUCGUGGUGGGACUACGGCUACCAGAUCGGUGGCAUGGCCGACCGUCCCACUCUCGUGGACAACAACACAUGGAACAACACACACAUCGCCACCGUCGGCAAGGCCAUGAGCUCGUCGGAGGAGGUCAGCUAUCCCAUCAUGCGUCAGCACGAGGUGGACUAUGUCUUGGUGGUUUUCGGAGGUCUGCUUGGUUACUCUGGUGACGACAUCAACAAGUUCCUCUGGAUGGUGCGGAUUGCCGAAGGCAUCUGGCCUGACGAAGUCAAGGAGCGAGACUUUUUUACCAGCAGGGGCGAAUACCGUGUCGACGACCAGGCCACUGACACGAUGAAGAACAGCUUGAUGUACAAAAUGUCGUACUACAACUACCACAGCCUUUUCCCUCCGGGUCAGGCUUCGGACAGAGUUCGAGGCUCCCGCGUACCGGAUGUUGGACCUGUUCUUAACACAAUUGAGGAGGCCUUCACCAGUGAAAACUGGAUCAUCAGGAUCUACAAGGUUAAAGACUUGGACACCUUUGGCCGUGAUCAUGCUGCUGCUGCGGCGUUUGAUAGGGGCCACAAGAAGAAGAGAGUGCUCAAGAAGAAGGGCCCUCGGGUGCUCAGGCUGGACUAA